This is a messenger RNA of Penicillium pulvis, 3180 nucleotides long. Its product is annotated as F-box/WD repeat-containing protein. The record is from RefSeq and is a predicted model, not a curated record. NCBI's taxonomy places the organism in Eukaryota, Fungi, Ascomycota, Eurotiomycetes, Eurotiales, Aspergillaceae. The transcript has 3 exons. The coding region runs from base 1 to 3180 and encodes 1059 amino acids. Gene Ontology annotation, molecular function: protein binding.
AUGUCUUCCGACUUUCCUAACUCCCAUACCUCCCAUAACACGUCCGAUCAACCCGAUUUUCUGGUGCCGCAAUCUUAUGUCGCACGUAAUCCCGAAUCUCGACUAGUUCCCGCUCGACGACGCGAUAUGGACGAUCACGAAGUUGACGAAUUUGGGCAAGGUCCCUCCAACGCCCUUGGGCAGUUUUCUUUCGCGCCAACGACACGUACAACUGUCGUGACAACAACAACCACUACAACCACUUCGUUCCCGCCCCUGGCGAUCAAGCCUCCACGAGCAGUGAGGGACUUGGAUGCCCGACAGUACCCACUAGCCGCGACGCCAACACCAGCCGCCUUAAAGAAUCUCAAGUUCAAGAUUGGCGACAAGUCGAUCGUUUUUAAUGAACCAGACGACUCUGCAUCGGUAGCCACCGAGCUGAAGGAAAAGAACGAUGCCUUGAAAGCUUCCAACGGGUCGAUCCGUUCGGUAAACUCGUUCACAUCCGAGGACGAUACUAUUUCUCGCCGACUAGGUCCCCCGCGUUCCAUGACCCGGAUGAACCAUCCUCACUCACAGAAUCGCCCCGUCUCCCCGGUCUCCAACUCUGAUCCCCGCCCCUUUGUCCUUCCGCGAACACGUGCAAGUCGAGUUCCUUCCGAGCCUGUCGCACGUCGUACUCGCCAUAGCUCAAAUAUCCAUCUUUCUCCCGCUGGUCUGGCCACUCCAGAGACAGAAUUGAACAUUGGCAGCCUUGGAGAUGCGGCAGCAGCUACGAGACCAAGAAUACACAGUGCAAAUUUCCCGCGUCGAGAGACGCCGUUGCGAUCGCCUCUGUCGACCGAAGCUGGAGCACUGAGUACUUUGCAUAAGUCAAGUUCAACCGAAAAUCGGGAGCUGCAAGGUCCUUCGACCGACGGGAAUCACCCCCCUGUAUCCGAUCCGGCACCCACAAGUCAAAAUGUCUCAUUUGCUACGGAAACAACUUCGCAGCAACGCCCGGACUUGUCAGCUCAGCUCUCAGCAAUCGACAAUGCUAUGGCCCAAGACAUGUGUUUGCCAAGCCCCAGCCUGUCACCAGUUACCGCCAUGAAUGCACUGCACGCCGAGUCCUCUUUCGAAUCAGAAGGACCUGAUGUCGACACGGAUUCAAGUUUAGACCAUAAUGUUCCACGGCACUCCAAGGCAAUGCGUCUUCAUGAUGCAGAUUCGCGAGGAAUGAAUCUGUCUAUGGCACCAACAUCACGAUCCCAGCCAUCUUUGAUGGAUAUGCCCAAAGUUUUGGAUUUCUUCGACUCUGUUCCUGAUGAACUAAAGACAUACCUCAUGUACCAAUUCUUGCGACGUUGCCCGAAACCAACCUUGCAUUUCGUGGCUGAUGUGGUCAACCCCACCUUGAAGUGUGACUUCUUGACAUUGCUCCCCUUGGAGCUCAGCCUGAAUAUUGUGAAAUAUUUUGAUGUUCAGACCAUGUGUCGCGCCGCACAAGUCUCGAAGAAGUGGCGUCACAUCGUCAAUUCGGAUGAGAAAACCUGGAAAGAGCUUCUUGACCAAGAUGGGUAUGUUCUUUCCGAGGGAGAGCUGGAGCGAGCCAUUAGAGAGGGUUGGGGCUGGCAGUGCAGUAGCCCUGAUGAUUGGGAGAGAGAUCUGAGCACCACAGUGGUCAGAAAAGAGCAUGAACUCUCUCCUGUCCCCUCAUCAUCUGCCACCAGUGACAGGGCUCCACUCACCGCUCUGCCGCUCAACAGACGCCCCAAGCGGAAGGCGAACACACGUGCUUCAAGCCGGAAGCUUGCGAAACGCAAGAUUUCAUCAAGCGGAACAGAUUACUUUGAGCCAGACUGGAAGAAAGAUAUUGCUGCGUCAGAGGCCCCGUACGCUGCGGCCAACACUGCCGCUGCCGCUGUCCCCUACCCAGAAGUCGGUCUUCCCUCCCUGCGUGGUCUUUACCUCUAUAAGGCUCUUUAUCGCAGACUUCAUGCCAUUCGACAAGGAUGGAUGAAACCAGAGGUCAAGCCACAACAUAUCGCUUUCCGGGCUCACGACCGUCACGUCGUAACAUGUUUGCAGUUCGAUUCGGAUAAGAUCUUGACUGGCAGUGACGACACUAAUAUAAACGUAUAUGAUACCAAGACUGGUGCCCUCAAGGCCACCCUGGAGGGGCACGAUGGCGGUGUCUGGGCUCUUGAGUACCACGGUAACACCCUGGUGUCCGGGUCCACUGAUCGCUCCGUUCGCGUUUGGGACAUUGAGCGAGCCCGGUGCACUCAAGUGUUCCAUGGCCACACGUCCACUGUCCGUUGCUUGCAGAUCGUCCUGCCGACCGAGGUCAGCCGUGACGCGAAUGGACGUGCCGUGAUGAUGCCGAAGGUGCCCUUGAUUAUCACCGGAUCUCGUGAUUCUAACUUGCGGGUGUGGAAGCUUCCGAAGCCCAGUGACCCGGUGUAUCUUCCUCACGGCCCCGCCGCGGACGAUUAUGACUGCCCGUAUUUUGUCCGUGUCCUAACUGGCCACACCCAUUCGGUUCGUGCGAUUGCGGCGCAUGGUGACACCUUGGUUAGCGGUAGCUAUGAUUGCACCGUGCGAGUGUGGAAAAUAUCCACCGGACACGUCCAGUUUACUCUAACAGGUCACACACUGAAGGUGUAUAGUGUUGUAAUGGACCACAAGCGCAAUCGCUGCAUCAGUGGUGCAAUGGACCACAUGGUAAAGAUUUGGUCGCUCGAUGAUGGAGCUUUGCUUUAUAAUCUCGACGGCCACUCUUCUCUUGUUGGUCUUCUGGCUCUGCAAGGUGAUCACCUUGUUUCGGCUGCAGCAGACUCCACGCUGCGAAUUUGGGAUCCACAGCGUGGUCACUGUAGGAACACACUCAGUGCUCAUACUGGUGCCAUCACUUGUUUCCAGCACGAUGUCCAAAAAGUUAUUUCUGGAUCGGACCGGACCUUGAAAAUGUGGGACGUUAGCAACGGCAAUUGCAUUCGAGACCUCCUGACCGAUCUCAGCGGUGUAUGGCAGGUCAAAUUCAACGAUCGUCGGUGUGUUGCUGCAGUGCAGCGGGAUAGUCUGACGUAUAUCGAGGUCCUUGACUUCGGUGCCGCACGAGACGGUGUUCCCGAAAACAGACUCGGACAGCGUGUCGUAGUGAAUCGUCGUGGCCACGAGAUUGCGGCAGGCACUGAUUCCGACUCCGACUCCGACUAA